Messenger RNA from Penicillium cosmopolitanum, 363 nucleotides. Its product is annotated as TOM13-domain-containing protein. The annotation marks the transcript as partial. Gene Ontology annotation, cellular component: mitochondrial outer membrane. Gene Ontology annotation, biological process: protein insertion into mitochondrial outer membrane; mitochondrial outer membrane translocase complex assembly. The record is from RefSeq and is a predicted model, not a curated record. The transcript has 2 exons. NCBI's taxonomy places the organism in Eukaryota, Fungi, Ascomycota, Eurotiomycetes, Eurotiales, Aspergillaceae.
CGAGCUCUUCGACUCCGCCGUUACUCUCCCUCGGAUUCGGAAAACUACUCGCCAAACAACGACUUGACGCAAUCCGAAUCCCCAAGCUCCAACUCGAGCUCGCCCAUGAUCCUCUACCAACCGCCUAGCGUUUGGGGUCUUCUAAGAGGUGCCGCGAUCAAUCUCCUUCUCCCCUUUGUGAACGGUCUCAUGCUGGGGUUCGGCGAGCUUUUCGCCCACGAGGCGGCUUUCCGACUGGGAUGGUCAAACACUAAGAUCUUCCCAAAUUACCGCCGAGCACACGCCGUGGGUCCCGGGGUUGAGAUUCGCGAACUUCCCUCCGAACGUCGCAGGACCUUGAACGACACUACUUCUCUGGAGUAA